Molecule: messenger RNA, 1599 nt
Organism: Mustela lutreola (European mink)
Lineage: Eukaryota; Metazoa; Chordata; Mammalia; Carnivora; Mustelidae
Gene: OSGEP
Product: O-sialoglycoprotein endopeptidase
Exons: 11
Coding region: 430-1437 (335 amino acids)
Biological process (GO): tRNA threonylcarbamoyladenosine modification
Cellular component (GO): EKC/KEOPS complex; cytoplasm
Source: RefSeq, a predicted model, not a curated record
AGCCUUUCAUUCUUGGGCUGUUUAUGGUGUGCCAGAUGCACGACUCGUUCUACCGUCCCGACCGAAGGCUCCCCGUGCUGGGCAAGAGCGGGAAAAAAAUCAGUGGAGGUGUCUGGGCUGGACCACGGGAGAGAAGUAAAGGAAUGGCUAGGAAUGCAAGGAGCAGAUGCCGGCUCAGCGUCCCUGGCAGUUAGGAGGACAGAUCCUUGAAGGGGCCUUGAUGGGUCGCCUGGACGACGGGGGUGGGGCUGGCGCGGGCGUGCGAGCCUUGGAGCCCUUUGGGGCCCGUCUCGGUGCGCGUUUCUGCCUGGCACCUGGCGUUUUGAGUCUCCCUGCGCGCUCCGGAAUCCGCGGUCCGGCGCGGCCUGGUGAGGGCCCUGCGGCUCCUGUGGUAGCCAGCCCUGCCGGCGUUUUCUCUCAGUCUCCGCCAUGCCGGCGGUGCUAGGGUUUGAAGGCAGCGCGAACAAGAUUGGCGUGGGAGUGGUCCGGGAUGGCGCGGUGCUGGCGAAUCCGCGGCGGACUUACGUCACGCCUCCGGGCACCGGAUUCCUUCCGGGUGAUACUGCUAGGCAUCACCGAACUGUUAUCCUGGACCUGCUACAGGAGGCACUGACAGAGGCUGGAUUAACCUCCCAGGAUAUUGAUUGCAUUGCCUACACCAAAGGCCCUGGCAUGGGUGCUCCACUGGUUUCUGUGGCUGUUGUGGCCCGCACUGUGGCCCAGCUGUGGAAUAAGCCAUUGCUGGGCGUGAACCACUGUAUAGGCCACAUUGAGAUGGGCCGCCUUAUCACCGGAGCCACCAGCCCAACUGUGCUGUAUGUCAGUGGAGGAAACACACAGGUGAUUGCAUAUUCAGAACAUCGUUACCGCAUCUUUGGGGAAACCAUCGAUAUUGCUGUGGGUAAUUGUCUGGAUCGUUUUGCUCGAGUGCUGAAGAUUUCCAAUGACCCCAGUCCAGGCUACAAUAUUGAACAGAUGGCAAAGCGAGGCAAGAAGCUAGUUGAGCUGCCAUAUACUGUGAAGGGGAUGGACGUUUCAUUCUCGGGGAUACUGUCUUUCAUUGAGGAUGUAGCCCAGCGGAUGCUGGCCACAGGCGAGUGUACUCCUGAGGAUUUAUGUUUCUCUCUGCAGGAAACCGUGUUUGCAAUGCUGGUAGAGAUCACAGAGCGAGCCAUGGCACAUUGUGGCUCCCAGGAGGCCCUCAUCGUGGGAGGUGUGGGGUGUAAUUUGAGGCUACAGGAAAUGAUGGAGACAAUGUGCCAGGAACGUGGAGCCCGGCUUUUUGCCACAGAUGAGAGAUUCUGCAUUGACAAUGGAGCCAUGAUUGCCCAGGCUGGCUGGGAGAUGUUUCGGGCAGGACACAGGACCCCCCUUAGUGAUUCUGGGAUCACGCAGAGGUAUCGGACAGAUGAAGUAGAAGUGACUUGGAGGGACUAACAAGGUUAACAGGAUCAGAGUAGGUAGUGCCUAAGUGGAGCCUACGGGAACUUGGGCCUUAAUCUCUGUCCUGACCUGAGAGUCCUGGCAAGGCUAUGGACUCCUGUCUCCCAUCGUUUGAACCUCAGGUUGACUCAGCAAUAAACUGUUUUUGGUUUUGUA